CAUAUCAAGAUAUUGUGGUUGAUCUGUAACAUAGUGAGUUUUGUUAGAAUUUUUCAAUCACCUGUAACUUGAACAAUGAAUCUAACUCUUGAUGAUUAUGAUUUGAAGCAUUGUGGAAAAAUGAUGAUGGCACUAAAUGAACAGAGAGAGAGCAAAGUCCAUAGUGACUUUGCAAUUAUGGUUGGCGAUGAGAAAAUACCAGCACACAGGAAUGUUCUGUCAGUCGGAUCAGAUUACUUUCGUGCAAUGUUGUCUCAUGAAAAUGUUGAGAGCAGCACUGGCAUUGUGGCGAUGAAACAAGUUCAAUACUCAAGUGUGAAAACUUGCAUCAAUUACAUUUACACUGGUAAUUUUCCCACUCCUGGUCACGAGGAGCGUGAACAAUUGAUGUUUACCGCCCAUAUGCUCCAAUUACAAGGUAUGUGUGACAAAAUUGCAAUAUCUCUUAAGGAAGAACUGAGUCCACAAUCGUUUUAUUCAACAAAGAUGAUUGCAAACACUUUUAACUGCACUGGUUUAGUUGAAAGUUGCAACAAAUAUGCUCUGAAGAAUUUCCAAUCUAUUGUUGCUGAAGAUGAUUUCAAACAUUUGGAUAAGGAUUAUGUUUCCUUUAUGGUGGGAUCAAAAGAAGUCAAUGCCUCUGAAGCUGUCAAAUGCAAAGCUUUGAUUAUCUGGACCAACUUUGAAUCAGAGACUCGGGCAUCGACGUUUGGAGAAUUAUUUGUUAAUCUGGAUUUGACAAAAAUAUCAAUAAAAUAUCAAAAGUUUUUGGUGGAGAAAGAGCCAUUGGUAUUUAAUUCUGCACGUUGCCUCAGAGCACUUUUGAAAAUUUUAACUGGCGGAUCACAAGUUGUGGCUGAAGAUAUUAACAUCAAAAGUAUUGUGAUUGCUGUUUUUGACAAAAAUUCAAAAUCAAUUCAAGCAUUUAAUCCAAGGAUAAAAACUUGAAGAAAACUGCAGGACAUCAGUGAUGCAUUUGUUGGCGAAGGCUUCACCGCUGUUGUACUCGGUAACAGCAUAUGUGUUCUUGUGCUUGAUGGAACCAAUUAUCAACUGAACUAUACUGAUACCAAUGCUACAUGGGUUAAACUGGCAGAUCGGAGGACAACAAAGAAACGCGUGGCUGCUGUUGCAUUUGAAGGUUCAAUUUAUGCAUUUGAUAAUUCUGGCAACGAAAGUAAAGCAGUUGAGAAAUUUGAUCUAUCUGAUGGAACUUGGUCUCAUGUGACUGAUAAACCUGCGGGAGGGUAUUAUACAUCUGUGGUUGCUGCAGGAGGUUUCAUUUACUGUAUUGGAGGGUUCAAGGAAAAAAAUCUAUCAAAUGCAAUGAAAUUCAAUCCAUCAGAUUCAACAUGGACAACACUUCCUUCAAUGCCGACUGCAAGAUAUGGUGCAGCUGCAGUUGAACUUGAUGGGAAGAUUUAUGUCAUGGGUGGAAACAAUAAUGGCUUGAACGUUGUGGAAUGCUUUGAUACAGUUGCUGAAACAUGGACCCCUGUUGCCAGAUUAAACAAUUCAAGAUUUUAUUUCAAAGCCUGUGUUGUUGGAGGAAAGAUAUUUGCUGUUGGAG
Molecule: messenger RNA, 1570 nt
Organism: Styela clava
Lineage: Eukaryota; Metazoa; Chordata; Ascidiacea; Stolidobranchia; Styelidae
Source: RefSeq, a predicted model, not a curated record